Trichomycterus rosablanca is the source of this 1335-nucleotide messenger RNA. Its product is annotated as E3 ubiquitin-protein ligase TRIM39-like. NCBI's taxonomy places the organism in Eukaryota, Metazoa, Chordata, Actinopteri, Siluriformes, Trichomycteridae. Gene Ontology annotation, cellular component: cytoplasm. The coding region runs from base 1 to 1335 and encodes 444 amino acids. The transcript has 7 exons. The record is from RefSeq and is a predicted model, not a curated record. Gene Ontology annotation, biological process: protein ubiquitination. Gene Ontology annotation, molecular function: ubiquitin protein ligase activity; protein binding; metal ion binding.
AUGUUCGAGGAUCCGGUCAGCACUCCAUGUGGACACAACUUCUGCAGGACCUGCCUCACACAAUACUGGGACAUGUGCCCUCCUUGCAAAUGUCCGUUGUGUAAAGAGAAAUUCCAGACGAGACCCGAACUGAAGGUCAAUACGACGUUGAGAGACGUUGUGGAACACUACAAGAGGAAAAGUCAAGCUGCAAAACACAAGUCUCACAACGUCACGCCUGUAGAGGAGAGAGGCCAAGAGAACCAGACUGGGCUACAGAGGACCAAGUCAAAGAAGCAGCAGAUGAUCCAGGACAGACUGAAGAAGAUCCAGGAGAUCAGAGACUCAGCAGAGCUCAGCAAAAAAAGCACAGAGACAGAGGUAUCCGAGAGCAUUGACGUUUUCAGCGAUCUGAUUGGCUCCGUUGAGAAGAGUCAGGCCGAGCUCCUGGAGGUGAUGUUGGAGAAGCAGAAAGCCGUAGAGAAUCAGGCUGAGCGACUCGUCAAAGAUCUGCAGAGGGAAAUCGAUGAACUGAAGAGGGUAGGACCAGACCUGGAGCAGGUUCUAAACACAGAGGAACAGACUCGCCCAUCUGUCCGCAGACGUCCAACCACCCAAAACCGGACUAGCAUCGGCGCUGAUGAUGAUCUGAGUGGAGAGACUCUGGUUUCAGCCCUGAUUCAGAUUCAGGAAGCGGUCGAGAAGAAACUCAGUGCAGCACAAAACAAGAUGUUGAGAGCAGAUCCAAAACCUUCAGCCUCCAUGGAGUUGAAGAGCGUUCAGCAGUAUGCAGUGGACGUGGUUCUGGAUCCUGACACGGCUCAUCCCAACCUCGUCCUGUCCUGUAACGGAAAACAAGUGGCCUGUGGAAACUUCCUGAUACCUCAGAAACAACCGUGGAAGCUCCCCGACACCCCGAAACAGUUCACUUGUCAUGCCAUAAUCCUGGGAAAGCAGAGUUUCUCCUCAGGGAAGUUUUACUUUGAGGUGCGGGUCAGUGGGAAGAUCGACUGGGAUUUAGGAGUGGUCAGAGAGUCUGUAAACAGGAAGGGGAAGAUUAACCUGAAACCUCAGGAAGGAUUCUGGUCUGUGGUGCUGAGGAAGGGGGACACGUAUAAGGCUGGUGAGGAAACCCCCGUCCUCCUCUCUCUGAAAGAGAAACCUCAGAAGGUCGGAGUGUUUGUGGAUUAUGAGGAGGGUCUGGUCUCGUUUUAUGAUGUGGAGAACAGGGUUCAUAUCUACUCUUAUACUGGUCAGAUGUUCACUGAGAAACUCUAUCCAUAUUUCUGUCCAUGUUUGAAUGAUGGAGGUAAAAAUGCAGCACCACUCAUCAUCACUCCUGUAAUAAAGAUGUGA